Molecule: messenger RNA, 7105 nt
Organism: Betta splendens (Siamese fighting fish)
Lineage: Eukaryota; Metazoa; Chordata; Actinopteri; Anabantiformes; Osphronemidae
Gene: egfra
Product: epidermal growth factor receptor a (erythroblastic leukemia viral (v-erb-b) oncogene homolog, avian)
Exons: 28
Coding region: 2153-5794 (1213 amino acids)
Biological process (GO): positive regulation of kinase activity; cell differentiation; protein phosphorylation
Cellular component (GO): basal plasma membrane; signaling receptor complex
Molecular function (GO): epidermal growth factor receptor activity; epidermal growth factor binding; ATP binding
Source: RefSeq, a predicted model, not a curated record
CAAGGUGUCCCUCGGCCUGAAACAGGAUAUAUCUGCUCAAAGAGUUGGGAAACAGUGGUACGGGAUUAAAACAGGUUCAUUCAUUGACUUGGAGGUGUUUACUGUGUAACCCACGGGGUUGCCAUGGAGACCGCAUGCUCUGGCAAGUCAGCGUGGCUCCGAGCCAAAGAACCGGGGCUCCGGCAGGAACCGGUGGAACGCAGAGGAAUGACACGUCCAGCCACGAGGAGGAAGUGAGUCAAACGUUCGCCUUCGGUUCAACGGACGACACCUUCCUUUGGGGGCAGAUGGUCAGAACGAGGGCUCUCUCUAAUUACACCUAAUUAAUUGCUACUUGACAGUUUGUUCCGGACGCUUGAGGCUUUUUAACCAUAAUGCUGAUUAUUAAAGGUUCAACAGUUCAGUUCAACACAAGACAAAAGUCAACAUAUUCACAGCAUUCAAUAAAACACCAUCAGUGUUGUCUUCCUUUAUUACACUGUGGCCUCUGGAUGAUUUUCAUCAGGACUUUGUGAAUUGGGGCUAAAAUUGGGGAAACCUCGCUGAGUUCCGUGUUUUUGAGCGUCCUCCUCGUCUCCUGCAGGUUGUGCGGUCGUCCCAGCGUUGUCGGGAGCCAGCAGCUCGCGUGUGUGUGCUGACGCUGCGUGGCUCUAUUCCUGGCCCCGCCGUCAGGCCUUCAGGUGAUGACUCAUCCCCCCUCACAGCAGCCGGGCCGAGCCACGCAUCAGUGAGACUUCCUGAAGUCCUCUCGGACCUUUUGCACACGUUUGUGAGGAGUCUCGGUCUCAGUAACGGAUCACGAGAGAUGGAGCUGGUUCGCAGCUCUGAUCUCCGUUUUGCCCCUUCACUCUCUCUUUUCCAACUCCCUCCUCUCAGCGGUCCGUUCAUUGUUCUGGUUCUGGGGUUUGUUUGCCAUCUCUGCUUGGCUGACACCCUGCGUGGGCCCCGGAUCAGAACCCCAGAGUCUCCGGACGGCGCUGGAUGGCGACACGGAGCAGUGGGAACAUUUCAUAACUGAAACCAGAGAUUUCACUCUUUUGUUUAAUAACCCGACGCUGUGGUUCAGCAGCGUUGACUGCAAAACUUUAAAAACAACCUCAAGAGUCAAACUCAAACACACGACCACAUGAAGCUCAAUCUGAAUUUGCACUGAAAGUAGAACUGAGAUAUUCCCUCACCCUUUUUAUAAGAACUGGCCCUUUAACCCCCCCGUCUGCUUUUGCGUUUCACUACCUUGAACGCAUCACGUCCAGAGCGGACGGUGCCUCAUGUGAAACGUUAGCUUCCCAUUAGGCCACGAGAGCGCUCAUCAUUUCAGCCAACGCAAUAAGCUCUUCCUCCGCAGGACGAUUUGUCCAGCAUUAGGCCGUCGUAAUGAAAUAAACACUCUGGUGAAGGAUGGCUUCCAUCGCGCGUGUCCCCUCACAGUCUGAUCCCUACACAACAACAAACGCAUCCGAGCAGAUGAGAUGCCACUUCGAUCACACGGACGCUCCGUCAGACGUCUGGACGUUCGGUCCAUUCAGGGCCCCAUCGCACCAGCACCAGGACAUAAAUAAAAGGCGGAGCGCCGGGUUUGGACGGCACAACGUUCAUGUGAGCGGAUGAAUCAUCCUCAUCUGGUUUCGUCCGUCUCUCUACAUCUUUCCUGACACCUCUAGUGCCUUUGUCGGACCAUGAAGCUCCAUCUUCGUCUUAGAGCAUCUUCGAGCAUCAACAAUGACCAGAGAGUCUGAAAACCACCGUAGAGACUCAUUUUAGUGGUUCUGGAUCUCAAAGCAGGAUAAAUACGGUUUUAUAAACGCAACACUGUUUAAUUAUUUCAAACCAGGUUCCAAAGCAGCUUUCACAGACACAGGAGGUUUUAAUUGUGGUUUAUGUGGGUUCGUGAGGUCCUGUUAGCGCGCUGCUUGCGUACACUGUGUCCGUGUUGAUUAGUUGGAGUGGGCAGGUUUCUGCUUCUACCUGGGCCCGUGGAGGCGUGCACUGCCUCCCUCCUUGUGACGUCACAGCAGCCAGCAGUCUGUCCUCUCACUCGGAGCACGACUGCUGGAUUGAUCUACGGGAAGGAGGAGUUGUCAAAGUUUCCCAGAGAAGGAAAAGGCUCUUCAGCGGGCGAGGGAACGCGCUCGAGAUUUCUACGCGGCGGAACAUGGCGUGUUGCGGCCAUGGAGUGACGCCCUCCCGCCGGGAGCUUCGAAGAACCACGAUGGCGAACCGUUUCGUGAAGUGGAUCAGUCUCACCUUUCUGCUGUGCUCGGGCUCCCGUGUUCUGGCGGAAAAGAGAGUAUGCCAAGGCAUCACCAACGAUCUGAACCUCCUCGACUCCAAAGACACCCACUACCGUCACAUGGUGAAGACCUACAGCAACUGCACGGUGGUGCUGGAGAACCUGGAGAUCACCCACAUGGAGGAGCACCACGACCUGUCCUUCCUCAGGUCUGUGGAGGAGGUGGGCGGAUACGUGCUGAUCGCCCUCAACACCGCUCCCACGAUUCCUCUGGAGAACCUGCGCAUAAUCCGAGGUCACUCGCUCUAUAAGGGGCAGUUUGCCCUCUCGGUGAUUUCCAACCAUAACGAUACUUUGGGUCAAGCCACACGCCAGCUCCUGCUCAACAGUCUGACAGAAAUUCUUAAAGGAGGCGUCAAGUUUGGAAGCAACCGGAUAUGCAACGUGGAGACGAUCCAGUGGCACGACAUUGUCAACAGUGAGAGCAAACCCAUGAUGGAGCUGCCCGUCCCCAGCACCAGCCCUCUCUGUACCAGAUGUGACGCAAGCUGCUUCAAUGGUUCCUGCUGGGCACCUGGACCUCACAACUGCCAGACCUUAACGAAGCUGAACUGUGCGCAGCAGUGCUCCAAGAGAUGCAAGGGCCCCUCGCCCAGCGACUGCUGCAACGAGCACUGCGCCGCGGGCUGCACCGGGCCCCGGGCCACCGACUGCCUGGCCUGUCGGGACUUCCAGGACGACGGCAUGUGUAAGGACUCCUGCCCCGGCCUCAUGCGCUACGACCCCAACCUGCACCAGCUGGUACCGAACCCACACGGGAAGUACAACUUUGGCGCCACGUGUGUGAAGAGCUGCCCACACAACUACGUCGUGACUGAUCACGGAGCGUGCGUGAGGACGUGCAGCGGCAACACCUACGAGGUGGAUGAGGGAGGAAUCAGGAAGUGCUCCAAGUGUAACGGGCUGUGUCCCAAAGCGUGUAAUGGACUGGGAACAGGAGAACUCACCAACACCAAGUCUAUCAGCGCCGCCAACAUUGAGUCCUUUAAGAACUGCACCAAAAUCAACGGGAACAUUGUGAUUAUCCUUACGUCGAUCUACGGGGAUCUAUAUACCAAAACACCAAAGAUGGAUCCUGCCCAGCUCGAUGUGUUUAAGACAGUCAAAGAAAUCACUGGAUACUUGUGGAUUCAAACGUGGCCAAAGAACAUGAGCUCACUCAGUCCCUUCGAGAAUCUGGAGAUCAUUCGUGGAAGAACAACGCGCGGGGGCCGCAGCCUGGUGGUGACUGGGCUCGACAUAGAGUACCUUGGCCUCCGCUCCCUCAAGGAGAUCAGCGACGGGGACGUGGCGCUGCUCGAGAACAAUAAGCUGUGCUACACCAACCAGAGCCACUGGACCAGGUUCUUCAAGUCCAAAAGCCAAAGCGUCAGCAUAGAACGCGCCGACCCCCACUGCGAGCUGAAGAACAGGACAUGUGACAGGAGGUGCACGGCGGACGGCUGCUGGGGCCCCGGGCCCGACAUGUGCUUCGCCUGCCGCGACUACAGUCGAGACGGGAGCUGUGUCGACUCCUGCAACAUCCUGGAGGGCGAUCCACGGGAGGCGGCGAUGAACCGGACCUGCGUGGAGUGUCACCCCGAGUGCCGGCGCAUGAACACCACGGUGACCUGCAGCGCAUCGGGCUCUGGAAACUGUACCAAAUGUGCCAACUUCCAGGACGGCCUGUUCUGCGUGCCUCGCUGUCCGCAGGGCGUCCCGGGGGAGGACGACGCGCUGGUGUGGAAGUACCCGGACCCGAGCAGGGUGUGCCGGCUGUGCCACAGGAACUGCACUCAGGGGUGCAUCGGACCUGGACUUGAAGGCUGUGCCAAUAAGUACUCGUCUGGGAAUCCCAUGGUCGCGGCCGGAGUUGCUGGUGGGAUGCUGGCGGCAUUCGUAUCCAGCGUGAUCGUCGUCGUGCUGCUGCGCCGACGCUCCAUCAAGCGGAAGAGGACCAUGCGCAGACUGCUCCAAGAGAAGGAGCUGGUGGAGCCCCUCACCCCGAGUGGAGAAGCGCCCAACCAGGCUCUGCUGCGCAUCUUAAAGGAGCCUGAAUUGAAGAAAAUCAAAGUGCUGGGAUCCGGGGCUUUUGGAACGGUUUAUAAGGGCCUGUGGGUUCCAGAGGGAGAGGAUGUGAAGAUCCCAGUGGCCAUCAAGGUGUUAAGGGAGGCCACGUUACCCAAAGCCAACAAGGAAAUACUGGACGAGGCCUACGCCAUGGCCAGCGUGGAGCACCCCCACGUGUGCCGCCUGCUCGGCAUCUGCCUCACCUCCACGGUGCAGCUCGUCACCCAGCUGAUGCCGUACGGCUGCCUGCUGGACUACGUCAAGGAGAACAAGGACCGCAUCGGCUCCCAGCACCUGCUCAACUGGUGUGUGCAGAUAGCCAAGGGCAUGAACUACCUGGAGGAGCGCCACUUGGUGCACCGGGACCUGGCAGCCAGAAACGUCCUGGUGAAGACGCCUCACCACGUGAAGAUCACAGACUUCGGCCUGGCCAAACUCCUGGACGCGGACGAGAAGGAGUUUCACGCAGACGGAGGAAAGGUGCCAAUAAAAUGGAUGGCUCUGGAGUCGAUCCUGAACCGGACCUACACGCACCAGAGCGACGUGUGGAGCUACGGUGUGACCGUCUGGGAGCUGAUGACGUUCGGAACCAAACCCUACAACGACAUCCCGGCCAGUGAGAUCGCCGGGGUCCUGGAGAAAGGGGACCGGCUGCCGCAGCCUCCCAUCUGCACCAUCGACGUCUACAUGAUCAUGGUGAAAUGUUGGAUGAUCGACGCCAACUCCCGGCCGCAUUUUCGGGAGCUCAUAGCGGAAUUCUCCAAGAUGGCGCGGGACCCGUCUCGUUACCUGGUCAUUCAGGGCGACGAGCGCAUGCACCUGCCCAGUCCCUCCGACUCCAAGUUCUACCGCAGCCUGAUCAGCGGCGAGGAGAUGGAGGACGCUGUGGACGCAGACGAGUACCUGGUGCCGCAGCGCGGCUUCUUCAGCAGCCCCAGCACCUCCCAGACGCCGCUGCUGCACUCCACGAGCCUCAACAGCAGCAUUGGAACCUGCCACAGCAGAACCGGCUUAUUAAACGGCUUCCCGAGCAGAGAUGGAGGCUCGGUUCUUCGCUAUAUUCCUGACCCAACGGACAAACCUUUGAGCGACGCCUUCCAGCCGGCUCCAGACUACAUGAACCAGAACGGAGCGUCCGACAUGGUGAACCCCAUCUACCAGCACCCGGGUCCACCUCCCACCCUCCUCCCCGCCGCGUCCACCGCCGACCCGGAGACGGAGUACCUGAACUGCUUCAAGAACGGGCUGGACGGACCCGAGUACCUGAACGAGGUCCCGUCCGCCGCCGUCCUCCCCCUCGGCUUCAACGGCGCGGUGCACAGCGUCCAGAAGUAUGAGCCGCAGCACAGCAUCGACAACCCCGACUACCAGCAGGACUUCACCCCCACCUUCAAGACCCACACCAACGGACACGUCCCGGCAGCGGAGAACGCAGAGUACCUGGGCCCAGACUGAGGGCCGGGGGCGGGACUGACUCUGAACACAGACGCAGGUGGCGCUUUGUGCAGCUUUUUGUUUCCUCGCGCGCUGUCACAGGCCCGUCUCAUUGCAAAGAUUUCUCAUUCCACCCAAAACGACAAGCAACUCGCACGCUGCGACGUCCGAGAGUCGCAGGAUCGGGGCCGCCCUGUCCUCGCCUCGUGACCCCUGUGAGAAAGCCUCUCCAGGCAGAACCUUGUGCCGUUUCCUAUGUGAAAGCUUCCAAACGCUGGACACAGAGGGUCCAGAUGUGUGGAGGAGCAGGAGCGGAACAUGGCAGCUCAACCCAAAACCCGACUAAAGGUACACGUGCUGUACGCGUAGACACAUCAAUAAACAGUAUCGAUGCCUGCAUUUAAAGGGUUGGCACCAACGCGUCUCUUGAUGUUGAACCCGGUUCUCACCUGUUGGGGCCUGACGACACUCUGCCUGAGGGCGGAGUCAUUACAGACGCCAGAUAUACAGAAUGUAUAGUCCGAUUAAUGGGGAUUACUGGUGAAUUGUAUCACUUUCUGCUUUAGGCCUAUAAACACUGUACGCUGCUGUCCGCCCAAACACGAGGACAGAGUCCCGAGCCCUUCGAUGUGUGAUAUCAGCCAGUUAUGUGGAGAAUGUGAUGAUAAACUCAGCAAAUGUGACUGCGGUCGCGUUCGCUCUGCUGGGUCUCGUAGCUUAGAAUCUCUUAACAUGAAUCAUGCUUAACAGUCCGAGCGUUAUCUUCCCACGGGUGGGUUAUUUUUUUUAAUGCCCCUGAUUUUUUUUUUUUUUGUUUAAGUUGCACAGCAGCUCGUUGAGCUGUCGGCAAACAACUCUUUCCAUUCCCAGAGUUUAGAGUUUAGUUGGUUUGAACUGUUUUAGGUCAUGUGAUUAGGUUUGUUUUUCAAUGUAAGUAGCAUUCCCUGUAAAUGAGAUGAUAUUUAAAUGUUUUUGUUUUACACCAGGAGCUCAGAUUGUUCAUUCUGAUGCAUCUCUCUUAUGUCCCUUAGUUUCACACAUGAUUCUAUCUGCUCUUAGCUUUAAAAUCCUGAGCAUCAAAUUUGCUAUUAUUUUUCCUAGUUUUAAAGGAAUAUUCUACUGUAGCAAACUAUAAACCUACUUUUGCAGAUUUUACACAGGUACAUGUACAUAAACAGUGAUUAUGUUGUGAUAUACCCCACUGUAGAAAUAGUUGCCAAUAAUUUAUCAGUACAAGGUUUUGUCACAUUAUACAUGAAUAUAUGCACUAAUACCCGAAAUGUAAUUAUUCCCCUCAAAAGUGAAUAUAAAUAAAUCAUUUUUCUAUGGAAA